Messenger RNA from Trifolium pratense (red clover), 726 nucleotides. RefSeq names its product ervatamin-B-like. Gene Ontology annotation, cellular component: lysosome. Bases 1 to 726 code for a protein of 241 amino acids. Gene Ontology annotation, molecular function: cysteine-type endopeptidase activity. The transcript is spliced from 2 exons. The record is from RefSeq and is a predicted model, not a curated record. NCBI's taxonomy places the organism in Eukaryota, Viridiplantae, Streptophyta, Magnoliopsida, Fabales, Fabaceae.
AUGCUCCUUGCAUAUGGUGUAAAAUCAGUAACUAUAGUGGGGUAUGGCGUACUAGAUGCCUUUCAUGAUUCUAUAAGGAAGGAUGUAACACGCCAGCCGCUGGUUGUUACAAUUCAUUAUGGUGAGGAAUUUAAAGUAUACGAGUCAGGGAUUUUCAGAGGACCAUGUGGUAAAGAGUUCAUAUUUAAUAAUGGAUCUACUCAACUGGAGGUUUUAUCUCCACAAACUCUCAUUGAUUGUGACACGUUAAACAACGGGUGUUUUGCUGGGGAUAUUCGAAAGGCAUUUUUAUUUGCAACAAGGUCGCCUGGUCUUUUAAGGGAGGAUGACUAUCCCUAUAUAGCAGUAAAACGUCCCUGUAUGCUCCCUGCAGAUGGUGUAAAAUCAGUAACUAUAGUGGGAUAUGGCGUACUAGAUGCCUUUCAUGAUUCUAUAAGGAAGGCUGUAACACGCCAGCCGCCGGUUGUUACAAUUCAUUAUGGUGAGGAAUUUAAAGUAUACGAGUCAGGGAUUUUUAGAGGACCAUGUGGUAAAGGUAAACAUUCAUUAUUAUUAGUAGGAUAUGGUACAACAGACCAAGGAGAAAAGUAUUGGAUCUUGAAAAAUUCUUGGUCGAGACUCUGGGGUGAAGAAGGUUACGUAAGGAUGUUAAAUAAUGAGACUCAAAGUGGUCUUUGUGGCAUGAAUACUCGUGUCGCCUUUCCCAUACCAUUAGGGGCUUUUUGA